AUGAGACAGAGAGCUGCAGCAGCGCUGCCACCACCGCCAGCACCACCCCCGACCCUCUCCCCAAUGUCGGGCCACACCCCCCCCCCCUCCACUCCCCCCCUCCCCUCCCCAAUGAACCCCCCUGCACCCCACCACACUACCCCACCACUACGCCCCACCGCCACCACCACCCCCGCCCCCAAACGCCCUCCCACCACCAACCCCCCCUCCAGCCACGGUGUGCGAGAGGCGGGGGGAGCUUUUUUGGAAGCCCAUCCCGGGAGGAGAAGAUCAGCAUUCUGGACUCCAAAGCGGGGCAUGAACGUGGGCAUUUUCCUCAAGCAGUUCAAGAAGUCCAAUCACUCCAUCGUUGAGGACAUUCGCCAGGGAGACGGCAAGCUGUACAGAGCUGAACUCCUCAAAGACCUGCUCAAACUCCUGCCUGAGUCUGAAGAGGUAAAGAAACUGAGGGCGUUCAAAGGGGACUCCAGCAAACUGACUCUGGCAGACUCCUUCAUGUACCUGUUGAUCCAGGUGCCUCGAUUUGAGGUGCGCAUCGAGGCCAUGGUCCUGCGCGAGGAGUUCUUUCCGUCCUGCGCCAUGAUGAGCCAUGAGAUCGAUGUCAUCCGCGUGGCCACCAAAGAGCUGAUGACCUGUGAGGAACUACACGCCAUCCUCCACCUGGUCCUGCAGGCUGGAAACAUCAUGAACGCUGGUGGCUACGCGGGCAACGCCGUGGGCUUCAAGCUGUCAUCGCUCCUCUCACUGGCCGACACCAAGGCCAACAAACCGGGCAUGAACCUGCUGCAUUUUGUGGCUUUGGAAGCACAGAAGAAGGACGAGAAGCUGCUGAAGUUCCCUGAGAAACUUCAGGACAUCCAGAGCGCUUCCAGAAUAUCAGUGGAAAACAUAGAGUUGGAGUUCUCGUCUCUCUACGUCAGGACCAGAUCCCUGGAAGAGAAGGUCCAGAGUGACCCGGAGCUCCUGGAGCAGCUGGAUCCUUUCCUACAGAGCUCCACAAGGACCCUCCAGGACCUGAAGAGGCGCAGGCUGGACCUGCGGAAGGAGGGCAAUGCGCUUAUUGACUUCUUCUGUGAAGACAAGGAUACCUUCAUGCUGGACGAGUGUUUCCGCAUCUUCCAGGACUUCUGUCUCAAGUUCAAAAAGGCUGUCAAGGAUAACCUGGAGCGGGAGCUGAAGGAAGCGGCCAGGCAGCGACGUCUCAGAGAGCUGGAGGAGAAGCGCUUUGCCUGGACUUCCGACAAGCAGCAGGCCGCCGGCGCCGGUAACGGCGGAUUCGGCCGCAGCAGCAGCGAGAACGACGUGGACAUGCUCACCAAGGAGGGCCUCCUGGACUUCCUCCAGCAGCGUCCUGCCAGCCCCCACAGCCCCCUGGGUCGUUCGGCCAGCGCCCGUCGCCACCGCCACACCGUGGCCGCCAUAGCCGACCGCGAGCUUCACGGCUAUCUGGAGCUGUUCGGCAGUGGCGCGGUGCUGCCAGCAGACUAUGCCAACAAGUUCAACAGCCUGCCGCGCUCCGGCCGCACCCUCCAACGGAGAACCGCCCCGUGGCUUGUGUCCCAGGACGACAACCGCGAGCUGGGGAACGGGCGGCAGAUGCUGGCCACGUCACACCAGGCCGAGACGGAGCCCAUCAGCCCCUUGGCCAGGUACUCUUCCACAGGCUUUAAUGCCAAUGAGGAACCGUAUAGCAAUAAUAACAACUACACGACCAUGUCCGAGGGAAGCUAUCUGCCUCGAUCGUGUCACAACCGUAACCUCUUUCAGAAGACGCCCACCCCCAGAGCGAGCGUCACGGCACACAUGAACGUCAGCGUGGAGAGGCACAUGCUAGUCUUGGGACUUCAACCGUUUGAACUCCCCAGUCCGAACAAUAACACGAAUCACAUGCACUUUGUCGACCAUGGAGACGUGGUGGUGGCGGACUUGGAGAGGGAACCUCCAAAGACACUCAUUUUGGAUACCCCUCUUCCUUGUCCAAAGAGUUUGGAAAUAGGGCCAGAGCCCGCGGCGUGGGAAGGUAAAAUGACGUCCUCUCAGUUUGUGGUGGGCUCGCUUCAGAAGGAGGAAGAGGAGGACAGCAGCACCGUCUCCUCAACCACCUGCGACACGCCUCUCCCUCUUGACCCCUCCGUAUCCAAUACGAAACCGGUGUUCUACAUCUUAGACUGCACAGAAACGGAUUGCUCCGUAGCGUUUGACUACUCUGAGAUCGAAAGCUCGCCUCUAAUGAGGGAAGGAUUGGUCCCUGACGUAAAAAACACUGACUGCAACAACAUCCAGGGGAACCUUCGAGACCCCAGCUUGCUAUCCUCCAACUCCAACUUUGAUUCCACAUCCACAAACGAUCACUCCUUCUCCGCCUCCACCAAUGAGCUGUCGGCAUCAAAGUCCACAGACGAACAUGCACCAUCCGUCAGCUCGUUCGUCACCACGGAAGAGGGGGACACAGAUAGCUGGGACACGGCGGAGGGUAGGCAGGUGGGCGAGAAAGCUGUACAGACAUAUAGCCCUAAACCAACACAAGCCAAGACAAAAGUUUCCAAAAACAGCGGAGUGGGUCGCGGCGUCAGGAUGUUGACCACCACUGAGAACCAGGGCAUGCGGAAGGUGGUGCCCAUCACCAAGCUCAGCCGGACUGGCAGCAACGCCAGGCGGGUGGAGAGAUCCGCCGGGGGCCUUGAGGGUGCAGAACCCAGGCAGCCGCUCCGCGACAAGAGCACCCCGGCCAGGGGGCGGAGCGAGAAGACAGGUAGGCCCGCCCGCCACUCCAGCUUGCCCCCAGAGGAGACCAAAUCCCAGGGGAGCGCUGGCCUCUCUGGCUGGAAACGUGACCUCAACCCGCGAAAGCCCUCCUUCCGCAAGCCCAGCGCCAAGCCGCUGAGGAACCUGCCCAAGCCACCGCCGGAGGAGAAGAUGUGCCGCUCCACCAUGAGAGCCCUGGCUGCCCAGGCUCAGGCCCAUGGUCAGGUUGGGGCACCCUCUGAGGCUAGCGCUCCCAAGACACCUACCCACAGCUCCAAAAACCCAUCAGCCACCCUGCCUGGCUGGGCCCGCAACACUGUGGCCUCCUCCUCUAGGACCACCAAGAAGGAACUUGCUCCCCCACUCUCCAACCCCGCGACCCCCUCCAGGAGCCCCUCUCUCCUGUCCCGGAGCAGCUCCCAGAGUCAAGCACCCGCUCGGCCUCCAGCCGCCGCCACAACCACACCUCCUACCAAAGGGGGGCAGCAUUCACCCAGGGGGGAGGAGAAGGCCCAAUUGGGUGGUCUGCAGAGGGUGCAGAGAGUCAGGGCGUCAAGCCGGGCGAGCACCCAGCGCAGCGACACCCCCCCACCGCCGCCCACCCACGAGCGCUCACGCAAGAACAGCAGCUUCUCUGAGAAAUCUGUCCAAUCCAGUACGUCAUGUAGGACCAUCAAGCCCACCUGGAAGUAGAACUCAAAUAUGGUGGAGCUCGAUUGGAGCCAGAGAGGAAGAAAUUUACUAUGGUUUUCCCCACAUACUGUAGACUGACAUUUUGUGUCCUCUUUCAUUAGCGACUCUAAGACAUCCCAACUCAUCCAUAUCAAGUCAUUGUACAGGGCUCCGUCAACACUUAUUAUAUGAACUGCAAAAAUAUAUAAUGCACUGUAUGUAGCCACUCUGUAGAUAAGAUUAUUUUUUCAUGAGCCCCCGUUUGUUUUUUAGCAUUCUUCACGGGGAGACAGAUCUGACAAAUGGCAAAAUCCCCCUUUUUUCAUAGGAGCUUUCUUUGCCUGCAUUGUGGUCUUAAACUGUAUGUAAUACUGUAAAAUGACAUGUCUAAAUAGAAGAAAAAUGAUCAUGCUUUUUUAAACAGCACAUUUUAAGAUGGUAUUUACUUAACUAUGUGGUAGUAACAAUGGAUAUUUUCUGGUACUCACCUCAAAGAAUUCAACACUAUUGGUAAUUUACUAUUACCAAAUGGUACAUAGAGGCACGUGUGUCAAUGAAUCUCGUAGAAACUGAAGUGUGAUUACUAUGCAAUUAUUAGAUAAUUACCAUUUUAACAAGUACUUUCUUGGUAACUACCUGGUAACAGUGACUGUAAAAUGAAGUGUUACUGAAAAACCACUACUGAACAUGUUUGAAUGCUGCUAAUUAGCUUUGACAAUUUGGGGACUGUGUUAGUGUCUUCAUUCAGGGUAUGAGCUUUGUGAGACGCUGCCUUGCUGCUGUUGUGAUUGUGACUUUGAUUUCUGUGGUUCUCUACUUUCCUUUGCACAGCCAUACUAUACAGUAGCCUGGAGUCUACACUGAAUAUCGCUCUGUUUUUCUAUUGCUUCACUAAUUUAGUCUGAGGCUGAUCCAAUAGGGAUCACUUGGAAUUGGCAAAAAAAAAGCUGGUCCAAUCAGUGUCCUCUCAGAUACUAUGGAUGGGACAAUAGUGAAAAUAACUAUUCAGGGCCUUAUUCACUAGAAACGAAACGGACUGAAAAAACUGACAGAAUUUUUCCGUUUGCAUUAAUGAAUACGACCCUGCUCUCAGUGUCAUUGUACUCCUCAGCAGUUGGCCACUGAGUUCCUUUCCUGCUCCACUGAAGUUAUACCUCGGUUAUACUUGACAUUGCGGAAAUAGUAAUAAAAAUAAGGCAUAAAAGAAAUGCCCAUAGGCCCUAUUCAAUCCAACCGGGUAUCCAGGUUUCCGAGGUUAAGUUAAAUAUACAUUAUUGUUGAUGUGCUGCAGUGUCUUGGACAAAAUAAUAUGUGCAGUCAGACAUUAGGAAACUGAACUAUAUUUGAAUUUAAUGUCAAUGAAGUUGUUGUUUUUCACUUGUUUUGGAAACCUGGUUGUCAGGGUUUGAUUGAAUCGGGUAUCCUAUUGUGUACUGUAUCAAGUACAUUAACUGUUACUAUUAGCAAGUACAGAAAGUUCUUGAGCCAUUAUCCUCUGUUUAUGAUACUCCAGUUAGUCCUUUGGUAUGAUUCCACUGUAAAGUUUUACCUUUACCUCUUAGAAUACAGUACAUGCCAAGGGUGUACUUUGUCAUGCAAUGUAUUUUCAUGUAGUUUUGACAUUUGUAUUUAUGUAUCAAUAACAAGCAAUGUUUCUAAAUGCUCUUGAUAAAACGCCUCCAUUCUAGCAUGGAGUAGAAGUGCACACAAUGGAAAUAUUUGUCCUGCUUUAUGCUAUAGCUAGACCAACGCUAAUGCUAUGAAGACCAGCAUUGAAGAUAUAGCUCUUCAGACUGAAGUAACACCCAACAUGGUGUUGUUUGUCUCUGCAUUUUGUCACAAUAAUCGUCUUUGUAAUCCUUGACUUUUCUACUGUGAAUGUUGUCAUCUCCUGAUUUUUGUACUACUUGACAUUAUGUAAUUGUGUUCCUUGACCGUAAAUGGUCGUGAUUCAAGUAAUACUGUAGAUUCUUCAGCCCUGCAAUUGCUCCUCACUAGACUGAUCCCAGCUCAGUUUGUGCUGUCUUGCCGACUCCUAUGGUCAUUGGCAAGCCAGCACAAAUAGAUCUGGAACCAGGCCAGCUUAUCACACCACUUGCCUUUCAAACAGCAUUGUGCCAUUGACUUAAACAACAACAACUAGAGUGCAUUAACUUAAAGCUUGAUGUAGCCGUCCCAUCAUCAGUAGUGUCUCCUGAAUUGUAAAUAAGAGUAGAAAUCCUCCCUACAUUCCAUUUCACCCACCGAAAUAGCUAUUAGACUGGAUACUACAAAUCACGGGCAUAGCCGAUUAGCCGUCCACUCUGUGUACAUAGUGUAAAGAUAUACUAUUUUUGAUUAUACGUAGAGCUCGCAAUAUGUUUACACGUAGGAAACUGUAUGUGAAGGUGAAAGGAUUCUGUUGACAAUAGCCAAUGGUUAACCAGACUAUUUCCUUUCUUGAAAUUGUCACAAUGAACAGCAUCGUUGUUCACAGAUGAUGCAUUGAGGCGCUCACUUCAACUUGUCUUGAAUCAACUAUGUCAAUCUGCUGUACUCUAAGUCUGAGGAUAUCUCAAGAAGCAUCUCUAUACAGUUGUUGUACAAUUUCUGUCUGCAACUCUCAGAGCACGCCUAAGAGAGUCCAUUUUAAAUCGAUCCUACAGGCCACAUCCCUGCAGUAGGCCAUGAUAUUUUUAUCUCCCUGCUCUCUACAAUGCAAAUGAAGUGAGGCGGUGAAUGGCACAAAAGACCCAGAGGCCAUACGUCACCCCAUACGGGGUGCGUCUCAAAUGGCACCCUAUUCCCUAUAUAGUGCACUACUUUUGACCAGGGCCCAUAGGGCUCUGAUCAAAAGUUGUGCACUAUAUAGGAAUAGGGUGCCAUUUGGGACGCUGGCCUAUGACAUGCUAAUGACUAAAGUGCGAGACACAAUGCUCCUCUCUCUCCCUCUCUUUUCCCAUCUACAGUCACAGUCAGACUGUAUGACAGAUCUCCGGUCCGCCAGACAUAACACAAUGUCUAGUCUUUUACAAGGAUGGCCCUUUACAAGAGCGACCUCCCACAUAUUAUCCCACAAUGCCUCAUGCUGCCGGGCUCAUUUUAAGAGGGGCAUGUCGACAAUGGGUGGUCUUGCGUCAGAGCCACUAAAGACGGUGGGACUUCAAUACGGAAUGUCUCCCCUUGCAUACCCCCCACCACUCUGCCGCCACUUCCUUGUUAUGGGAUGGUAACCAUGACAACCCGGUCCAGCAGCUCAGUCAGGACGCUGUGGGACAGAACACUAGCAGUAGUCCGUCUGACUAAUAGCCUUAGCCUUUCUAAACUUAGGCCCGACUCCUAAUCAUGACAGAGCAGGCGCCUGGCAACCCAAAACGGUGUUGAAACAUUUGUCCAAUGUUGCCCAACCCAAACCGAAUGGUGGCGAUUAGAUUUUCCCUUUGAUUGACUGAUGUUGGUGGUUUUUCAAGCCAACGUGAGAAGUUGCAAGCACACAAUACAGUGACUUCAUCCACAGUAGGCUACAGUUCAUGUUCAACUUCAAAUGUUGACCUUAAAUGACAGUGUGCGCUAUUGGCAUGGAUUCCAUAGGACCUAGGUGGUGGUGCUUGUGUGUUAGAACUGAAAUCAAGGAGGAAUGUUUUCUAGCCUGAUCCCUGAUCUGUUUGUGCUCAACAGCCAACAAUAUGGUUGUUGUCAUGGCCUGACAGCACAAACAGAUCCGGGACCAGGCUUGGUGUUUUUUACUGUGAUUCUUUAUGGGGAUCAGACUACGCAUGUCUUAGCUGGAGUUCCCACCGCUCUAUAUAGCUGCUCCACUUAAUUGCCUUGGUUCUGCUUUGCCGCCUUCUUCUCUGUCUUUGAUGUUAAUAAACGCAAACUUCUACCUGGAGAAAAUGACUGUAAUCACUAGAGUACACAGGGCUGAAUAUUAUAAUGUUAUUCUACAGCACUGAUAAUCUUUUUCAGUUUUGAUGUGAAACAAAAUCAAUAAAAUCACCCGAUGCUGUGUCACAUUGAAGCCGUGAAGCUUUUUCCUCUGUCCUUCUCAGCUUUUUUCCAUCAGGAAUGGACAUUGCUGUGAGUCUGAAACUCUACGUGGAUCGUAUCGGUUUUUGUAUGAAUUCUCCAGGGGGCUGUUCUAAGCAGAGAUACUGAGGGCUGCGCUACAGCGCGCUAGAUUUUUAACCCCCUUUCUCUCAUCAGUUUUAUUAAUUAAAGGGAGAGUAAACAAUCAUGACGUGUAAUAUGGCCAGCUGGGCCAUGUUCAGUUGCCAAACGUUCUCGAACAGUUGCAGAUAGAAAUGCCAUGAAUAGAGCCGAUGUGAUUCCUUAUUCUACAUGUUAGAGAGGCAUGUUUGUUCCACAUAGCUAUUUCUAUCUGAACGUUCCAAAACGUUGCGUCCUGCUAAUCGCGCCCCUGGUCUUUACAACAUAAUAAACUCGCAUUGUACUGUUCAGUACCUUUUAGGGUACAUGUGCAGAUAACCUAGUAUAAUGGUACAUUUUUGUACCCUAUAUUUUGAAUAUAAAAUAUACAAUCAUCACACUCUACUGUGAAGCUACAUUUCAGAUUUUUCGAGGAUACAAACCUACUGUAUUUUGUGUACCCUCAAUACCCACCAUAAGGUACAAUGAUGAAUUUUUGCCACUUAAAAGGAACUAAUGGCUUUGUCACUGUGGUCAUACCGUAAAAGUCAAAUUUGUACUAUAAUCAUUA
This is a messenger RNA of Coregonus clupeaformis (lake whitefish), 8116 nucleotides long. Its product is annotated as FH2 domain-containing protein 1. The record is from RefSeq and is a predicted model, not a curated record. NCBI's taxonomy places the organism in Eukaryota, Metazoa, Chordata, Actinopteri, Salmoniformes, Salmonidae.